UUGUAGAGGGUAUUUUCUUUCUUCUCAUUGUGCACCUCAAUAAUGCCAGUAAAACUCAGCUCCACUUAUUUUAUACUUCUUUCACAAUAACCCGCCAAAACCUCCGGCUCCUCAGCAACUUUCCGAAACAACUCUUGCAGGAAGUGUUCUACUGAUCCUAGCUAUUUCUGAUCUUAAAUACAAUCUUAAAUAAAAUCGCAUACAGAGGUUUUAGAGUCGAUAAGUUCAGUUCGUCGGUUGCACAGCGUUGGUACAGACGCCUUGGAAUCGGUUUUUGCGGAGAAUUCGAAAAUGGCUGAAGAAUUAAACAAACUAAGAGCAGGAGAAGCCCUCACCAUGGCAACCAAGGAUGCUGCUGGUGGCUCUUCUACGUCUCCUUUGCGGAUGCAAGCUCUGAAAUCUCCAAUCCCUCGUCAGAGCUCACUUCCUGUCAGAGCAAAUUCACCUGCCAGGAUGCAUCAGCUUAUCAAUAGAAAUAUUCUAUCAUUCCCUGGCAAGAUCCCAUCUGGACCACAGAGUUUUUCACAGUCAUUCGGCGGCACAAUGAGAAAGAAAGAUCAGUUUGGUACACCUUCCUAUCCAUCUCCACUAGACAGGAUAAGGACAGGCAAAAGGGAGAGGGCAGCACAGUUUGGUUUGAGUUCAUCAUUCAAUACAUCACUUGACAUAAACCAAACCUUCCCACUUACUGAGCUACCAGCUUCUAAAUCAGAUCUUAUUUCCAAUGAACCUAUUACAGGAUGUACCUUAGAAAAGUUCAAAGGGGACGAACUGAACUCUCUCAGCUUUACUGGGGGACUAUGCAAGGGGUCGUUUGCUCCCACCCCUACCCCACCACCACCACCACUUAACAUGUCCCUUGGUAGGUCUUGGUCAUUUUACAACUUUGUUGGUGGAGCCCAGACAGGCAUGGUCCUCCCUACAACAGUAAGGAAUCCAAACAAGGCAAUGCUGACUAUAGAAGCACGUAGUACCAAGAUUCUAGUUGCAAGUAAGAUGGCUGGAGAACUAUUUGGAUAUGACCCUCAAGAGUUGGUUGGGAAGAAAAUGACUGAUCUUCUCUCGCUUCCUGAUAGAGACAGACCUCAUGCUCUCAUGGAAGAACAUCUAGAAUCUACUGGACAAGUGGUUAUGGUCUCAGGACAUGUGUUUGACAUCAUGGACUCCAAUGGUCUAGUCAUUCCUGUCUCUCUCUGGAUGAAAAAACUAACAGACGAAGAGAAUCCAAAAUGUCUGGUCGUCAUGGAACCAGUUGAAAGGACAUCGGGCAAAAUUGUCUUUGAUGUCACAGUAAGUGAUUUCUAA
This is a messenger RNA of Lytechinus variegatus (green sea urchin), 1305 nucleotides long. RefSeq lists its product as uncharacterized. Lineage: Eukaryota; Metazoa; Echinodermata; Echinoidea; Temnopleuroida; Toxopneustidae. The record is from RefSeq and is a predicted model, not a curated record. The transcript has 7 exons. Gene Ontology annotation, biological process: regulation of DNA-templated transcription. Bases 292 to 1305 code for a protein of 337 amino acids.